AUGCUGACGAAGCUCAAAGUGUCCCUGCAUUAUGUUCUACUUUUAAUGGUCGCGUUCCCGACGCGUUACGUGACAUGUCGCGACGGGGAAUCCCCGCUGCCCGGCACGUCCGCGUGGCCGUUUUCGACACGUUUCGAGAAAAAAAAAAAACUGUUCGCCCGCCUUUCGAAUGUUUGCGGAGCGGAGCCGCGCGUGCUCUAUCGCCGGGCGGGAGCUUUACAUGUGCACCUCGAGGGCCGAGAUUUGGUGACCGAAUUAUCCAGUGAGCGAAACUCGCGAGCUAAUCAAUUGGCGCACGCGCGCACACACGCGAACGGACACGGCCGUGGUAACGGCGUUAUCUAUGUGAUAGUGCACCCUUGCAGUUUUUCGCCUAGGUCCCUGUCUAGUGCAUGGAAAAGCGAGCUCGGGUAUCAACUGGCGCGGUCGAGUGAACGAUCUUUCGGAGUUCGCGAAAAAAAACCAAAAAAAAAUCGCCAGCCAGCGGCCAAUGCACCGCGGGAGCAGUACGCGGUGCGGCUGCGUUGGCUCGCAAAAAACUCGGGGUUAACGACCCCGCCGCGUGUCCUUCGAACGCGCGCCCGUGUGAGUGAGUGCGUACUCGGCCCGCGUGAAGACGCUCGCAUUUCCGGCGCGCGUGUGCGUGACGCGCCCGUGAGUGCGUCGCACGUCGCUCACGCAAAAAAUGUGCGUCGUGCGUGCGCGCGCCUGUGUGCGUGCACGGGUUACCCGUUUCGCUCU
This is a messenger RNA of Iphiclides podalirius (scarce swallowtail), 741 nucleotides long. The record is from the annotation of a GenBank genome assembly. Lineage: Eukaryota; Metazoa; Arthropoda; Insecta; Lepidoptera; Papilionidae.